Colletotrichum karsti is the source of this 438-nucleotide messenger RNA. RefSeq lists its product as uncharacterized. The coding region runs from base 1 to 438 and encodes 145 amino acids. Lineage: Eukaryota; Fungi; Ascomycota; Sordariomycetes; Glomerellales; Glomerellaceae. The record is from RefSeq and is a predicted model, not a curated record. The transcript has a single exon.
AUGAACAAAGUCGCCAUCCUGACCUCGUCGACGCACGAGCCCGGCGUGAAUAUCCGCCAGCGCUCCCUCAUCGCCCUCCUCGGACCGACCUUCGACCUCGCCGUCCGCUUCCAGAGGCUCGUCACCCUGGCCUCGUCUCUCCUCUUCGUCUACGGCCACCUGCUCGCCAGUUCGACCCUCACGUCUGGGGUUGUCGCGACCAGGCUGUUCGUCGCUCACUCGGCCUGGUUUUCCCAGAAAACGUUCUGCACGCUCCGGAAAUCGACACGAAGCGCGUGGAACUCCAAGAAGAUCCGACAGCUGAGGAAAAAGGUCUUCAUGGAGUUCGCGACAACUAUACUCGGGCCCGGGGGUAACAUGUUGAUCAUCAUGGUCUUCUGGCCGGGGUGGAUCUUCAUCAUCGGCGCUCUCGUCGCCAUGCGGAUGUUGGCGGGCUGA